UCUCAAAUGUUGCUCUGCUUCCCCACAUCACACACACACACACUACCCUCACUCUCUGUUCCCUCUCGAUACUUUCUAGAAUCAUAAACAAUUCCUCCCUCUCUCUCUGUCUAGAAGCUUAAAUGCUCUGAGAAAGCCAUGGUAAAGAAGGAGAAAGAAGGAGAAUGCAAACUUUGCUUGCCUGACAGCUGGGUCUGGCCUCCUCCAGUGCCUGACGCGCCGCCGGGUUUCCCGCCCCAACCACUCAAACCUUCCACCUCUGCCGCCGCUGUAUCUUCAAGAAAUCAUACUCCCUCUUCUCUAGAAAAUGGGUUUUCUCAGGGACUAACUCCUGAUUCUACUAGACAGCAGCACCCGCCUCGGCGUACCUCUAGGAAAAGAUCGCGGCCACAGUUCUACUCGCCUCCUCCUGCGCAGCAGCAGCCGACGGGUCGUCGCCGGAGAGGCCGACCGCCAAAAGCUCGGAUCAUGUCUCAGCUUUCGUGUCAAGAAAUAGGAACAAGAAAUGGUGAUCAGGUCUCUGCGGCCUCGUUAAGACAGACACAAAAGCAGACGUCAUGCUUUUUUACGUCUCUCCAGAUCACUAAGGAACAAUCAAGAUCAAGAACGAACAAUCAAGUUUGUGAACAGAGCUCGCAAAUUACACAAACCGUUGAUGAAAACCAAGCACGUGCUGCCCCGAGAUCCACAUUUCUUAACCGUGAUAUUGAGGAGACAGUCACUGAUAUUUCACUCACUGAAGUUCCUGAUCCAAUCCACGGUGUUGCCCUCGACGACUGGAUGAAUCCGAGCAUCGACCCCAAAAUCUUACAACAUGUGGCUAAUGCUCUACAUAACAUGGCUGGAAGAGAAACUUCUUUAGACGAAACAAAGGUGCUAAAAUCAAGAUCCUCAGACAUCGACAAAACCCUCUUCUACACGCUUAAGGCCAUUAACAAAAAUCAUGGGGACAUUACUCAGGAUUGUUCGUUGAAGUCGGAUUGCAUGAAGACCCUUGUCUUGCUUGGCAUCUGUAAGGUGGUGCAAGAUCUAGAAAAGAAACAGUUGAAAGACAUUGAUAUCAGUACCUUAGAUCCGUAUUACACGGCUGUCAGGGAUGCGGAGAAUAUGAACGUGAACGUGCAGUGGUUGCAUGAUCGACUCGAUGAGAUCAAAGAUGCUGUUAUAUUGAGAGAAGAAGCAAAAGGCAUGGUGGAUGAAAGGAAUAGGCGUCUUGAGAGCAUUGAUAAUAGGAACAAAGAACUGUUGACGCGUAAAGUCGAGGUGGAGAGACUUAAGUCUGAAAUUCAAGAUAUUGAAGAUCAACUGGCUCGAGAGGUCAUCAUGAUGGACGAGUUGAAUAGAAACAUCGGUACCCAAACAUCAGAGUUUCCGCAUACGUAUUUAAUGGACGGGCUCGUAUGAAUUAGCUUAACUCUCUCUCUCUCUCUCUCUCUCUCUCUCUCGUGCGCGCGCAUGUACACAUUGGGAAACACAGAAUGAGAAGAAUGAAUUAGGGAUCUCUUUCGAAGCUGAUGACUUCUUGUCUUUUUGUCAGGGAAACCUCGUCUAUGCGAAGUGACUCCCUUCUUGCAGGAUGCUAUGCAUUCUGCAAAUGUAAUUUUCUAGUACCAUGUUCUUUGAUCUAUCUCUAUAUAUGGUAACUUUUAGUUGAUCUGUGUACACCAACACUCAUUUCACUUGCUACAUCUUUAUGAAAUAUGUGGCGCUAUUGGGG
Messenger RNA from Sesamum indicum (sesame), 1717 nucleotides. RefSeq lists its product as uncharacterized. NCBI's taxonomy places the organism in Eukaryota, Viridiplantae, Streptophyta, Magnoliopsida, Lamiales, Pedaliaceae. The record is from RefSeq and is a predicted model, not a curated record.